GUCAGCAACGCGAGGGGGGAGUUUUGUCCCUCCGCGGACCCCGUUUCUCUAGGCCUUAACCUCCUCGCAACCAACGAGCUGGUUUCCUUUUUCCGGCGCUCCGGGUGCGAGAGCCGGGUUGGGCCACCUAGACAGCGGGCAGUAUUUGCAACCCCGACGCUCCCCUGAAGACCUCAAAAACUAACAUCGUACCGGGCAGUGUGUGCGCCAUGAGCAACGCGGGACUUGAUUCUGAGCAGGUAUCUGCCGUGAUCCAGAAACUGAAAUCCGACCCUCAGUUUGUACUUGCCCAGAAUGUCGGGACCACCCACGACCUGCUGGACAUCUGCCUGAAAAGGGCCACGGUGCAGUGCGCGCAGCAUGUGUUCCAGCACGUUGUGCCUCUGGAAGGCAAGCCAGUCACCAACCAGAAGAGCUCUGGGCGAUGCUGGAUCUUUUCUUGUCUGAAUGUUAUGAGACUUCCAUUCAUGAAAAAAUUAAAUAUUGAAGAAUUUGAGUUUAGUCAGUCUUACCUCUUUUUCUGGGACAAGGUUGAACGCUGUUAUUUCUUCUUGAAUGCUUUUGUGGACACAGCCCAGAAAAAAGAGCCCGAGGAUGGGAGGCUGGUGCAAUAUUUGCUUAUGAACCCUACAAAUGAUGGUGGGCAGUGGGAUAUGCUUGUCAACAUUGUUGAAAAAUAUGGUGUUGUCCCUAAGAAAUGCUUCCCUGAAUCUCAUACAACAGAGGCAAGCAGAAGGAUGAACGAUAUUCUGAAUCAUAAGAUGAGAGAAUUCUGUAUACGACUACGGAACCUGGUACACAGUGGAGCAACCAAAGGAGAAAUCUCUGCUACACAGGAUGUCAUGAUGGAGGAGAUACUCCGAGUGGUGUGCAUCUGCUUGGGUAAUCCACCAGAGACAUUCACCUGGGAGUAUCGAGACAAAGAUAAAAAUUAUCACAAGAUCGGCCCCAUAACACCCUUGGAGUUUUACAGGGAACAUGUCAAGCCACUCUUCAAUAUGGAAGACAAGAUUUGUUUCGUGAAUGAUCCACGGCCCCAGCACAAGUACAAUAAACUUUAUACUGUAGACUACUUGAGCAAUAUGGUUGGAGGGAGAAAAACUCUGUAUAACAAUCAGCCCAUUGACUUCUUGAAAAAGAUGGUUGCCGCUUCCAUCAAAGAUGGAGAGGCUGUGUGGUUUGGCUGUGAUGUUGGAAAGCACUUCAAUGGCAAGUUGGGCCUCAGUGACAUGAACAUCUAUGACCAUGAGUUGGUGUUUGGUGUCUCUUUGAAGAACAUGAAUAAAGCCGAGAGGUUGUCUUUUGGUGAGUCACUGAUGACCCACGCCAUGACCUUCACUGCUUUCUCGGAGAAGGAUGAUCAGGAUGGGACAUUUCUGAAAUGGAGAGUAGAGAAUUCAUGGGGUGAAGACCACGGACACAAAGGUUACCUGUGCAUGACUGACGAGUGGUUCACGCAGUACGUCUACGAGGUGGUGGUGGACAAGAAGUAUGUGCCCGAAGAGGUGCUGGCUGUGUUAGAGCAGGAGCCCAUUGUCCUCCCGGCAUGGGACCCCAUGGGGGCUCUGGCUGAGUGAUGCCGCCUCCAGCUCUUUCUGCCCCCCAUGAACCUGACGUAGCUGCAAACGACAGAUCCAGGGACGAAGCCAAAGUUACCCAGGUGACUGUGUGUUCCCCCAGGACACAGUCCUACUCUUAGAUUUACAGCCUCUGCCAGGAACCUCUUAGGGAAGUGUGCUUUAUGCUGCAACAAAAUAUUCACAAAGAAGAAAAAAAGGAAAAAUGAGAACAUGGUAUCUACUCUCUCGUCUCCAGCAGCUCCGGGUCUCAGCAUUGGAAGGUCCUGGGCGGCUGUUGUAAGAAGACAGGAGAGGAUGAGCAGCCGGGGUGUCUGCAGAGGAGCACCCCGUCCCGGCUCCUAGGCCGGCCGGCCGGGCAGGGAGGUGCCUACGCCUUGAGCCCUCAGACCUGCGCGGCCUCGCAGACCGCCGUCCUCCCUGGGGCCAGUCCCGGAAUUCAGUGUUUUCCAGGCAAUUUCUCGGGCCUCUUACGGCCCAGGAACAGGAGGAGGGUGAUCAGGCUGACACGUUCCUUCCUGUACUGAACUGUGGGGUGCAGCUCUGCUUGCCUUGGGUUAAACAGAGGCGUAGAGAAAGUGGGAGAGCAAACAACCAGAUCCUUAUCAUGGUCUCUCUGCAAUCGUUAGGGGGCGCUCUAGCCAGGUGGCUUGACUUUGCCUCUGCCCUGGGGGCUGGGGGGCAGGAAAAGGUGGUGUUCGUUCUUUCUGACUAGUUGGUGCUGAGAAGCUUUUGAAUAAAACACUUUGCUAAAUGAGAAUAA
Messenger RNA from Cavia porcellus (domestic guinea pig), 2340 nucleotides. It is a transcript of the gene Blmh, whose product is annotated as bleomycin hydrolase. Gene Ontology annotation, biological process: response to toxic substance; proteolysis; L-homocysteine catabolic process. Gene Ontology annotation, molecular function: cysteine-type aminopeptidase activity. The record is from RefSeq and is a predicted model, not a curated record. NCBI's taxonomy places the organism in Eukaryota, Metazoa, Chordata, Mammalia, Rodentia, Caviidae. Gene Ontology annotation, cellular component: cytoplasm. Bases 210 to 1577 code for a protein of 455 amino acids. The transcript has 12 exons.